Messenger RNA from Colletotrichum navitas, 1192 nucleotides. RefSeq lists its product as uncharacterized. Lineage: Eukaryota; Fungi; Ascomycota; Sordariomycetes; Glomerellales; Glomerellaceae. Bases 141 to 797 code for a protein of 218 amino acids. The record is from RefSeq and is a predicted model, not a curated record. The transcript has a single exon.
AGCAUGGGAACAGAAGACACGUGCCAGUCCCCAAAGGCGGCGAAAAGCUGCGUACGGCUUUGAGUCCGGCGGGAGACCCCGACUCUCCAUCCACAUGGACCCGGGUUUGCCAUCUGAACCAAGCCCUAUUUCGCAGUCAAAUGCACAGGGGGCCCUUGAACUCGCCGCGAAGAAGAGCGCAAAGAAGCUCGCAGAACUCUGCCGACGUACCCCCUCCGUGGACUCUUGUCAUGGAGUACGGCUGCACUGCGGAGCAACCCAGUUUGACGAGAAAAGAGCUGACCACUAGCUGGGUCGCGAUACGUUACGUGCAACGGUGUGUAACCACGCGCCCGCGCGAAUUCGACCGUUUGCGCAGACGGCCUAGCUGGAAACCACCAAAGUUCGAGGGCCGCCUUGGUCCGAUCGCGAGCGAGGGGUUGACAUCGCCACCAAGGCUGCAUGCCAGGCUUGAGAGCCGUCAAGCAUAUGAAUACAGAAAAUCAUCUAGCGAUGGCGGACACACCGAGGAUACACAGCAGGCAUUUGCGGCGGGCGCAAGCGGGAGAUGCAUGAAUUUCGUACGGAAGCCCCGACAGUACAAGAUACGUAUCUCGGCCGUGCAAAGCACAAAGAGAGAAGACUCGAAACGAACCGAGAUUCCGUCUGAUGUUUGUCACGUGCUAGAGCUCCGACGUCGGCUCGAAAACGUCAUAAAGGAGGCGGGAUUACGUACCCAUGAACCUUUUGGGGGACCUCUUGAGGUCAAGACGAACGUUCGGUGGUUCCGAGAAGUUCAAAGUCGACCAGCAUCUUGACGUCGAGGACACUCUCGGACACACAACGGAAAAAGCAUUGCUGGACAAGAGAUGGGGCCAAAUGCAUAUGCCCAUCCGAGCAUUGUCUUAGGUUUGCGCCUUGCGACAUCGGUUGAACACCUACCUAGGUUCCUAGGUUGAUAACGGCGGGAAGCUGACAGGGAUGAGCUAGGUGGGUGAGUCGAUCAUCAUCAAAUCAGAGAGGCACAAUCGAGUCCGUAUGAAAGCCUUCUACUGCGGUGUAAUGGCCGAAUCUUGCGCUCAAAUGGCCUCUUACAUGACAGACACAGAUGGAGCGGCGGCUGAGGCUCAUGGGGGAGGUUGGUGUGCGUGAUCUGGUUCAGCGAAUGGCAAGGACCAUGGUUGUCUCAGUUCGGGAACUGUCCCUGUCCGAG